Molecule: messenger RNA, 447 nt
Organism: Parascedosporium putredinis
Lineage: Eukaryota; Fungi; Ascomycota; Sordariomycetes; Microascales; Microascaceae
Source: the annotation of a GenBank genome assembly
AUGUCUCAAUCUCUUCGACCAUACCUCCAAUGCGUUCGCAGUACUCUUACUGCCGCACUCUGCCUUAGUGAUUUCGCAUCUCAAACUUCUGAGCGACACAAUGUUCCCGAGGUCGAGGCGCGCACAUCUCCUGAGGUCGUGCUGACGCCAAUGACGGUCGCCCGAAACGAGAAUGAGCGUGUUCUCAUUGAGCCCAGCGUAAAUUCUGUGCGGGUCAGCAUUCGCAUCAAGCAGGCCGACGAAAUUGAGAAUAUACUACCUAUCAAGGGAUAUGACAUCUCAUUUCUUAUCACAAACUUCCAUACCGAGGAAAUGCUGAAACACAAGCUGGUCGACUUCAUUAUCCAGUUUAUGGAGGAAGUUGAUAAAGAGAUCUCGGAGAUGAAAUUAUUUUUGAAUGCGAGAGCGCGAUUCGUUGCUGAAUCCUUCUUGACACCUUUUGAUUAG